This is a messenger RNA of Nematolebias whitei (Rio pearlfish), 1637 nucleotides long. It is a transcript of the gene itgb6, whose product is annotated as integrin, beta 6. Gene Ontology annotation, biological process: integrin-mediated signaling pathway; cell-matrix adhesion; cell adhesion mediated by integrin. The transcript has 13 exons. Gene Ontology annotation, cellular component: integrin alphav-beta6 complex; cell surface; focal adhesion. Gene Ontology annotation, molecular function: integrin binding. Bases 35 to 1534 code for a protein of 499 amino acids. NCBI's taxonomy places the organism in Eukaryota, Metazoa, Chordata, Actinopteri, Cyprinodontiformes, Rivulidae. The record is from RefSeq and is a predicted model, not a curated record.
CCAGAGGACGGGCCUGGAGUAACCUCACGGACUAAUGUGGCUUCUACUGCUGGGCCUGGUUCUCCGGUACUGGAUCAGCACUGUGGAGGGUUCGUGUUCAGGACGGAGCGCUGCGAGCUGUGAUGAGUGUCUGCAGCUCAGUCCUCACUGCGCCUGGUGCACUCACCAGAACUUCACCGACUGGUUUACGGUCUCAGAGCGAUGCGACUCUCCGGACACGCUGCUAGAGAAAGGGUGCACCGAAGACCAGCUGCAGUUCUCCGUUUCCAGAAGCCAGAUCCUGCAGGAUCAGCCGCUCGGAAAGAAGGCCGAUAAUGCCAACAGCACUCAGAUCUCCCCACAGAAGAUUUCCCUCAAACUGCGGCCUGGCAGCGAGGUGACGUUUCAGGUUCACGUUCAACACACCGAAGAUUAUCCCGUGGACGUCUACUAUCUGAUGGACCUGUCGGCCUCCAUGAUCGACGACCUCAGUAUGAUCAAAGACUUGGGUUCUUCUCUGGCUAAAGAAAUGGCCAAACUCACCAGUAAAUUUAGAAUGGGCUUCGGCUCGUUUGUGGAGAAACCGGUCCUGCCGUUCAUCCAUAUCAAAGAGGAGGACCUGAUCAACCCCUGCAGUGAUAUCCCAGGUAUGACUUGCCUGCCAACGUUUGGCUACAAGCAUGGCUUGUCCCUGACGAGCAGCACCGACAAGUUCAAGGAGAUUGUGUCCAAGCAGCGCGUGUCUGCAAACGUUGAUAUACCAGAGUGUGGCUUUGAUGCGAUCAUGCAAGCAUCUGUUUGCGGGGACAAGAUAGGCUGGAGGAAUGACUCGAUGCGUCUGCUGGUGUUCACCAGCGAUGCUGAUUCACACUUCGGGAUGGACAGUAAAUUGGCUGGAAUUGUGAUCCCAAAUGAUGGGAAGUGUCACCUGGAUGCAAACGAUGAAUACUCCAUGUCCACCGUACAGGAGUACCCAACUCUUGGCCAAUUGAUUGAUAAGGUGGUGGAGAACAACAUCCUGCUGAUAUUUGCUGUGACUGAAGAGCAGAUAAACAAUUACAAGAACUAUGCAAAUCUCAUACCCGGAGCCACAGUUGGAGUCCUGGCAAAAGACUCAAGAAACGUCCUGGAGCUGAUUGUAACGGCGUAUAAAUCCUCUAAUUACUUCACAGAUUGGAACAAAAGCUCUUUCGUGGCGUGCACAUUGAUGAUGGACAAUGAGUGCUGGGUGUCUUUUAAUGCGGUUGAAAGUGAGACGGGGACCACCGCUUACAAUCUGCAGAUGUACGGAUGCCCAGAGACCCCAAAUAUCCCCAUGAUCAUUCUGGGGGUCUCCCUUUCUGUUGUUUGCAUCGGCCUGAUUUUGCUGGCUGUGUGGAAAGUUCUGGUGUCGGCCCACGACCGGAAAGAGGUGGCCCGAUUUGAGGCUGAGCGGGCAAAAGCAAAAUGGCAGACGGGAACCAACCCUCUGUUCAGAAGCUCCACGUCUACAUUUAAAAACAUAACUUAUAUGAACACGUACAGAGAAAGGAUCAUUAGGGAAAAUCACUACUGACCACAAACUGGAGGCUGUGCAAACAUCCUGAGUGUGAGUGUGUGUGAGAGAGGAAUGAUGAAUUCAGAGACGUUCGAACGCAGCGCUGCGAGGAGAUGAAGGU